AUGACGGGACGCUUCGUCUUCAACAGGUGGCUUCUCCUCUCGAUCUCCAUAGCCACCGUCAGCUCCGUCCUCGUGGCUAUGGCUGAGGAGAUGGAGCCCACUUCAAAAUCCUAUUCUCUGCGAUCUUCCUUGGACAAGCUUCUCCAAUGGAGGAGGAGGAGCCAACGGGGUGGAGAAUCCGAAGGGGAGGGGGGCCCGCGGAUGGCUGUGGCGGCAGCGCUGUGCUUCGUCGCCGCCGGAGUGUCCAGCGCCGGCGGGGUUGGCGGCGGGUCGCUGUUCCUCCCCAUACUGAACCUGGUGGCGAGGAUAGACCUCAAGAGGGCCUCCAAGUACUCUGCCUUCAUGGUGGCCGGAAAUGCCGCCUCCAACGUGCUGUACAGCGUCUUCUCCGCCAGCACCGGCGCCGGCGGCGGGCACCUGAUCGACUACGACAUCGCGCUGCUGUCGGAGCCGUGCAUGCUGCUGGGGGUAACAUUAGGCGUGAUCUGUAACAUCGCCUUCCCCGAGUGGCUGGUGACGCUCCUCUUCGUCGUCAUCCUCGCCGGAUCUACUUUCAAGACAUGCAGAGCGGGGGGUCGGCGGUGGAGGGAGGAAUCGGAGGAGAUGAGGGAGAAGAAAGGGGAGAAGGUUGGCGGAGUAGAAGAAGGGGGAAAGGACUUGGAAAAGCCUCUGCUGCCCGAGGAGGGAGGGCCUCCGAGGAGGUUCCCCUUGAAGAAGGUGGCGUUCCUGUUGAUGGUCUGGCUUUGCUUCUUCCUCCUGCAAUUCCUCAGAGGAGAUAAGGAAGGGAAGGUGAGGUCUCUGACUUAUUCUUCUUCAUCAUCUGUUUCCUAACUGAACCACGAGAAACUAGCCAUCAAACCUCUGAAGACGGUAAUCAUCAAUCCCUCAUCUCCUCCUGCUAUUCCCCGAUUCGCCCCCGCAUGAGAUAAGGACGGGAAGGUGAGACGUAUCCCCCUUGUUCUAUUUUCUCACUGACCCAUGAUAGCGCCGCGACUAACGCUCGGGCAGAGCUUCCUUCCAUCCCUGAGGAACAGUUGUCACACCCGUAUUCACCGGUGUAAACAUCAAUCCUCGGAAGAGAAUCAUGACCCCUCCUUCAUCCCCUCGGGUGUUCAGCAUCCAAAGAGCUGAAAAUUGGACGAAAUCUAGCAUAAUUCCUUCAAGCUGAUCAUCUUUUUACACGUCAGAAUUCCUCUAAAAAAUACAUUUUUAAAUACCCUAUUUGUUUUUUCCCCGGCCAUUUGGCUGAUUCUCUGAUCAUCUGAUCUGAUCUGAUUGGGGACCCACUGUUGAGAUUGCUCACUAUCAGAAGACAGCUACAGGAACGUACUUUAACCAGUCUCACCGAGCCAGUUCAUCCGUCCUCUUCUCGGAGAACUUGCCCAAAUAGAAUCUUCCUUCCUGGGCAUCUCCACUGAGCCCCUAUCUGAUCUUCAAGGAAUAGUUCUAAUCUAUUAUUCCCGAUAAAAGUGCCAUAAAAAAUAAAAUAUUAAUAAUUCAUAUAAAUAAUCGACCAUUAUAUUUAUAAACAGCGUGUCGUUGAUUAAGUAGGAAAUCAGUGGGACGGCUGUUGGCUACUGGAAUGCCAGGAACCGUCCAUCAGUAGAAAUAUCUCUGAAGAUUAUUUGCUUCUAUUUUAAUUUGAGCAUCUUCUCAGGUAGUCUAUUUUACCCCUGUGAAAAAAAAUUAACUGCAGGGUAUAAUUAAGAUAAAGCGAUGUGGACUCGGGUACUGGCUCACCACCUCGUCCCAAGUCCCAGUUGCCCUCCUCUUCACUACAUAUAUUAUGUAUGCAAAUGAUCGACAGCAGAGACGGCGCCGCCGUCAGGGAGACGAUCACAAGGUCUGCGAAUCGGAAAGACUCUGAUACUUUGUCCAAUUCAUUGAUAUUUAUUGUCUCCCGGAUGAAUUAAUUUGGAAAAAGGCCCGUGAAUUAAUGGAUUGAACACAGAUGAUAUUAUCGGGAAAAAGGAUAAUUUAAUCAUUUUUAUAAUUACCCAGAAUGAUUAUUUUUGGGAAAAUAGAGUUUUGGAUUGAUGGUGAUCUAAUUUCUCAAAAAAAAGAUUGCAUCCAGAAGAAUUAUUUUGGAAAAAUAUGUUCGUGGGUUGAUGGGUUGAUGCUCCGAGAGUUUUGAUGUACCACAGACGGUGGUCGAAGAUCUACCCAAGAUCAUAUUUCCUAUAGCAGCGCUCCUGGCCGGCGUUCUCGGGGGGCUCUUUGGGAUCGGCGGUGGACUCCUGAUGAAUCCCGUUCUUCUUCAGAUUGGAAUAUCCCCUCAGGUGAACCCCUCCUCCUUCCAGCUCAGAGUUCAUAGAUUUCAAGGGAGAAGGCUUUAUAAAUUUCUAGCGCGUGUCUCUAACUGCAAGUUUAUUAAACAAAACUUUAGAGCAUCUUCAACCUCAAAUCUCUUGACUUCAUGCGUAUCUUUCAAAUGUUUUAUUUUAGUGGCAACUACAAGUAUUCACAUUAUUUAAAACACUCCUUCGACCAUUCAUAUUCGUGGUUCAGAGAUUUAAUACUGCUCCAAUCUUCUCUCCCAACUUUCCUGUAAUUUUCAAUCCCAUAUAAAUCUACUACAACUUAUCGAUAUUUUUUGUAGUUUAAAACAUAAUAAUAUUUUUCUUUCGCAAUCGUGCUGACGGAAUCUUCUGUGUUUAUGGACAGAUUACGGCAUCUACAAGCUGCUUCAUGGUCUUCUUCUCGGCAUCAAUGUCCUCGAUGCAGUACUUGAUGCUGGGGAUGAAGGAGGUAAACCAGGCGCUGCUCAUGGCCGCCGGCUGCUCCGUGACCUCCAUGGCUGGGGUGAUCCUCAUCCAAAGAGCCGUCGGGAAGUACGGCCGAGCCUCCCUCAUCAUCUUCACCCUGAGCACCGUCAUGGUGUUGAGCUCCAUCUCCAUCACCGGCUUCGGGAUCAUCGACAUAUGGAAGGACUACAUGGACGGCAGAAGCCUGGGCUUCAAACUUCCCUGCUGA
Messenger RNA from Spirodela intermedia, 2973 nucleotides. NCBI's taxonomy places the organism in Eukaryota, Viridiplantae, Streptophyta, Magnoliopsida, Alismatales, Araceae. The record is from the annotation of a GenBank genome assembly.